AUGGAGGACACCACCACCCAGGGCAGUCCGCUGCGACAGCCCAAGAAGCGGUUUGUCGGGCGACGCACGGCCGACGCCCAGGCACAAAAGGAAGGCUCCCAAGCAGAUGUCGAGUCCACGACCGUCCAGCGAGCUACUCCGAGACGGACGCCUCGAACCCUGAACCAGGUCCCGCCGGAAAUUUUGAACGAUCCAGAAAUCCAAGCGGCCAUUGAAUUGCUGCCUAAGAACUACUCCUUCGAGAUCCCCAAAACCAUCCACCGCGUGCGGACGUCCGGAGCCAAGCGAGUCGCCCUGCAGUUCCCUGAGGGUCUGUUGAUCUUUGCGACAACUAUCUCCGACAUCUUGACACAGUUCUGCCCCGGAAUCGAAACGUUGAUCAUGGGCGAUGUCACCUACGGCGCCUGCUGCAUCGACGAUUAUACCGCACGAGCCCUUGGUUGCGACCUCUUGGUCCACUAUGCCCACAGCUGCUUGAUCCCCGUCGAUGUGACCAAGAUCAAGACUCUUUAUAUAUUCGUUGACAUCAGUAUCGAUACUGGUCACCUUAUCGCGACCCUCGAGCGCAACUUCCGGCCCGGGCAGACUGUUGCUACAGUGGGAACGAUUCAAUUCAACGCCACUCUGCAUGGUCUCAAGCCUGUCUUGGAGCGUGUGGGUUUCAAGGUUGUUGUCCCCCAGAUAAUGCCUCUCUCCAAGGGGGAAAUUCUGGGCUGCACAUCCCCCCAGCUCUCGGAAAACGAGAUUGAUGUGAUUCUUUAUCUUGGUGAUGGUCGUUUCCACCUUGAAUCUGCCAUGAUCCACAACCCCACCAUCCCUGCAUACCGUUACGACCCUUACUCGCGUACCCUCACUCGCGAAUCUUAUGACCACCAGGAGAUGCACACUAUUCGACGCGACGCGAUCAACACAGCCAAGUCUGCUCGCAAAUGGGGCAUCAUCCUGGGCUCGCUCGGUCGCCAAGGCAACUCCAACACGAUGGCCAUGAUUGAGCGCCAUCUUGCCGAGCGAGGUAUUCCCGUUGUCAAUCUUCUACUGAGUGAGAUUUUCCCGGGCAAGUUGGCGUCGAUGUCGGAUGUCGAGUGCUGGGUACAGAUUGCCUGCCCACGCCUGAGUAUCGAUUGGGGCUAUGCCUUCCCGCGCCCGUUGCUGACGCCCUACGAGGCACUCAUUGCUCUGGGUGUCCGUGAGAACUGGGACCAGGCCAACAAAGGAGUCUACCCGAUGGACUUUUAUGCCAAGGAAGGACUCGGUCGAACGAAACCCGAGCAAGCAGUGCGUGGUGCUGCUUGA
Messenger RNA from Penicillium argentinense, 1293 nucleotides. RefSeq names its product 2-(3-amino-3-carboxypropyl)histidine synthase (gene dph1). Gene Ontology annotation, molecular function: 2-(3-amino-3-carboxypropyl)histidine synthase activity. The transcript is spliced from 2 exons. Bases 1 to 1293 code for a protein of 430 amino acids. NCBI's taxonomy places the organism in Eukaryota, Fungi, Ascomycota, Eurotiomycetes, Eurotiales, Aspergillaceae. The record is from RefSeq and is a predicted model, not a curated record. Gene Ontology annotation, biological process: protein histidyl modification to diphthamide.